CUCCUUGCGGCACUCCCAACAUUUUGCGAUGUAGAAGUGCUUUUGAAAAAAAGGCAAACCACCUCUUCUUUAAUACAAAACCUUUUUCUUCCAUAACAAUGUUUAAAAAUAGUGCGUUUGUGUUGGUUCCAUUGAUGAUAUAUUCGGUUAAUCCAAUAACUUUGCAAGAGGGUGAAGAAAUCAAGGAAAACAACAUAGAUGGAUCGCAACUAAAUCAAUGUUUAAGUGAUAGACGAGGUGUGGAGGUCGGCGUAUGUUUUGGAAAAGAGUUGUUGAAUAAGUUGAAUAGGUACGAUGAAGCAGAAUCGUUCAGUUUGGCCACAGGACUCGAACUGGUUCGUGAUGAGAAAACUCCAAGAGAUAUUGGCAGUUUUCUAGACAAGGAUCCCAUGGAUUUCCGAUCCAUAAUUGAAGACGCCAGCAAUUUGAUUUCCAAGAGAUCGUUGCAUUGGGAUAUGAGUAUGAUUUAUCCAGGAUUGACAAUGAGAAUUGGACCCACUUUGGCAAAUGGGGUCUUAGAAUUUGUGAUGGACCCAAAACUGAAAGAUCGAGCGUAUAAUGGGCAAUAUCAGCAACAUGGAGAAAUAUCUACAGGUCGACUAUUGGCACGAAACCUGCUAGUUCCUUUCCUGCUUGGAUUCAAAUUUCAGCUUUCUACCCUACUCCCUUUGUUACUGGGGUUUGUUUUGCUUGCUAGCAAAAAGGCCUUUUUGAUAGCCAAAUUGGCGUUUUUGGCUGUGACGGUUUUCGGUGGGGCGGGGUCUAGUGGGUAUGGCUCUUCUGGAGGGUUAUCCGAUUAUGGAUCACCUGCAUUGUCGUCGUAUACAUCCUUGGAUCAUCCCAGUUUCCUACACGGACAAACGAGUGGAGGUUUGCAUCAUCAUAGGCCGCAUUUUGGUGAAAGUUACUAUAGGGAGAAGUCAGAUGUCACCACUGGCGCACCAAUCACUCCUGUAGAGUUAAGGGAUAGGUUAGAAAGACUUUUCAUUACAAAAAAAGACAUAGAAGAUUCUUCAAGAGAACAGACUAAAGUUAGGAACGCCAGAAAUUUUGCUUGGACACCAAUUAACUCGGGUUAAUAGUAGUGUAAGAAUCCAUUCUUGUUUUCAGUUUCUUUAUUUAAUUUAGUAGAAGAUGUAGCAUUUGGGUUAUAUUACUAUUAUGUUACAGCCUGUAAAAUCUUUCUUCUUUCUUUCAUUUCCCAUAACUUCCUUGCAAUAGAACUUGAA
Messenger RNA from Plutella xylostella (diamondback moth), 1229 nucleotides. RefSeq names its product Osiris 10a (gene Osi10a). Gene Ontology annotation, cellular component: membrane. The record is from RefSeq and is a predicted model, not a curated record. NCBI's taxonomy places the organism in Eukaryota, Metazoa, Arthropoda, Insecta, Lepidoptera, Plutellidae.